AUGGAAAUGAAAGAGAUUGCUAAAUAUAAGACGUUAUGGAAAAUGAACUCAACUACUGAACCUUUAUUUGUUACUGGUAUAGAUGUCAAUCCUAUGAAAAAAUUCACCAUUCCCAAGAUCAGGAGGACAGCUGGGAAAGUUUACUUGUCACCUUGUUGCACCAAUACUAGAGAGUAUAGUUUCAUACACGAUACUCUUAAUCAGUGCCGGCUUGAUGUAAGCUGUGAUCUACAGUCUUCAUGGCAGUUUGGUGAUACAAAACUGAUUCACAAUGAGGAGCUGGAAAAAAAUUUUGCUUCUAAGAGGUCAGAGAUGCGUGGGAGUGGAAGACACGGCAGAGAACUUGAAGAACAUUUCUGCUUUUUAGCACUUCCUCAGAGUGAUGUGGCUGAGAUAUAUCAGAAUGGAAUAAGUACCAAAACAUCUACAUUGAAGAUACUAGGCAACCCUCUUCUUGGAGUUUAUAUAUUUAGACAUGUUGAUGUGGCCUUGAAUUUUGCUCAUAGUAGAAGCAUUACUGUAGAAAGUAUUACAGUUUUUAAGGUUCUUUUUGGAAAAGUGAAGAAAAUUCAGCCUUCAGUGGAUAAAAACAAAGUUUCUUUGGAUCCUUCUCCUAACUUUGACUGCCAUAUGUCAAGAAGUAUACCCUCUUUGAAAGAUACCAUUGAACUACAAGCCUACAGUUCAGCAGUAUACCUCUAUGAAUAUGAUGAUCUUUCAAAGCCAGUAGAUAAACCUAGGCAGUGUCUUCCAUAUGCAAUAGUAACAGUAAAAUUUAUUGGUCAAAAAGUAGAUAAUGGACACCUUAUGACAUCUUUGAGAUUCCUCUCAACAGGAUUUCCUAAGAGGGCUGAAAGAACAUGGUCUCUGAAAAACUGUACAGUGGCCAAAAGAAUUGGAAAAGGAAAAGAUGCUACUGUCACCUUUGAGCGUUUCGGGAAACCUAUAGAUCCAUUUGUUCAGGAAAACUGUUCAUGCAGUGCACUAAAUUCAGAGAUAAAUCCUUACAACUCAAAUAUUUCUAACUCCUAUGGAAAUGUGCAAAAUGAAAACAUUUCUGUGCUUGAAGCAUACAGGGGACAGAUGGAGCACAAUUCAGCAGAAUGUAGAGACACUUCUCAAGUACAUGCAUAUGAUUCAGGUCUUUCAUUUAUUCCCAGUGAUACCAGAGAAAGUGUUAAUAAUGGUGACCUCUUAAAUUUGACACAUCUUAAAGAUGUUUUAAGUGGUUUGGCUGCUGCUUUUCCCCUUCAUAACAAUAUUGGCUCAAGCACAGUUAUUACUUCAAAACUCAUCAAAGACCCAAGACUGAUGAAGAGAGAAGAAAGCAUGGGAAAACAUAAUACUAUUACAGGUUUAAAUGAGAUUUUGCCAUUUGAGAAGAGUUUAGAUUUUGCUAAUUCAGAAAUAAACCUAUCAUCUAUGCCAACUAGUCCUGCCUCGUCAUCUGAAGUCAUGCCUGGUGAUCAGACUGUUCUUACUAAUUAUUUGGAUGCCCCUUGCUUCAAAAUUUCUUUGAAUGAUUCACAAACCCAGGCUCACAACAUGGGCUCUAAGACCUAUGAUUGUACAGCUCCCAAUAAAAUUACCAUGGCAGAACAGUGUAAGAGCCAGGAUAAUUUUUCCUUCCCAAUGUGUGUGCCAAAUGUAGUCUCAGAAGUUGAAACCCAAAAACACAGUGGAGAAAAAGCUCAGAGAUCCCAGCAGAGAAGCAACAUUCCACUUUUAAUUGAACAAAAUAGUGAGCCACAUGACUCUUACGAAUCAGUGAAUACUUGUACCAAAGGGUGUAAUAGUCACAUCUCUCCAGAAUCACAGUCUUCUAAUUUUAAAACUGUAUAUCAGACUGGUCACCAGAUGCCUACACUUUUUCCACUCCAAAGCAAAGAAAGCAUACGUGAGUACAUUCAAGAUAUUGGAAAGAUGAGAAACUUCACUGGGCCAGAAGACGAUUCCAAACAUGAAGAAAAGCAAAAUUUAUGGAAAGAAAGUGAUAAUUCUUUUACUAAUAAAACAAAAAUCAGUCCAGUAGAUAGUUACAUUUCUUUGCAUCAAGAGUACAAAGAGAAUGAGAAUCUUGAUUAUUUGGUGGAAAAUUGUGAUCAAAUAUUAAUUACUCAAGGGUUAGAAAAGCCAAAAUCUUUCUCAUCUACCACAGAGGAGAAGUAUGAGCUAGAUCAUCUAGUAUUGGGAAUACAAAAUCAUCUUACUCCAAGACUGGAGAACCUUCCACAAAAGCAUCCUCAGCACUCUUUAGAGUACAAAGAUAACAUUCAUACAAGUUUUACCAUUUCUCAAAAACUAAUGGAACUGAAAUUGGAAAAACCAGGUCAAAACUGUGUUAGUGUUAUGACUGAUGCUUUCCAGGAAGCAAAAGACAUUCUCCAGGCCAAACAACUGCCGGCUGUUACUUCAUCUCAUGACAUUAAAACAGCUCAUAAUGCAAAUUGCAGCAUAGCUAGAGAACAUAUAUGUGUUAAAAGGAGAAAUGGAAAUGAUCCAGUGUCCUUAGAGAACAGUGAAAGAGACUGCAAAGAAAAUUCUCAAGUUAACAAUAAAGGUCAAGAUCACACUCAGUUCUGUAAUUCACAGUUGAACAGUGAUGUGCACCUGAAUAUUGAUUGCAGAGAACAGAGAGAUAAUGAUAAAGAAAACCAGAAUGAGGCUGAAGUGGAAGACAUUGCUUUGUCUACGGAAAACAACAUAAGGGAUAUACGUGGAGAUGAGAAGCAGAGUUUUCAUGCAAACAAAAAUUUUACCACUGUAGAUGAAAGGAGGGAGAAUAAAGAUUACAAUAGCAUAGAAAUUCUGAGUUCUGAAGAAUUUUCUACUACAUUUAAUUUGACUUGGGGAAAAAAAUAUGUGUCCACAGAAUCUACAUUAUUAGAAAAUGAAGAUAUUGUAACUGCCAUAAAAGAAAAAGAUAUUCAAAAUACUGGAAGGACUGUAGAGCAUUUGGUUUCCACAACAUUUCCCAAAAUUGCAGGUUCUUCAGGGCAUAUAGCCUCACAUGCUGCAGUUCAGAUAGCUGAUGCUCCAGUGCCUGCGUUAGGCACAAAUCUCAAAGAUCACCUAAGAUACCAGUUUAAAGAAACUUGUUCUUCUGAGAGUCCAGAUUUUGGUUUGUUAGUAAAAUAUAGGGUUUCUGAUUGUGAAACAGAUAUGGAUAAAAAUCAAUUACACAACUCAUUUCGUCAGUCAGUAAGUGACAACUCAGUUCUUCAAAGCGUCAAAUUGGAUAAUGAGAUUGAAGUAGGAUCAGAACGGAGUGACAAUGCUUUUCUAUUUCAACAGGACGCUCAUAGCCAUGGAAAUGUACUCUAUGAAGACUUCGGGGCUUCAUACGAGGCUCUGAAGUCUCGCAUCGAUUGGGAAGGUCUGUUAGGAAGCACUAAUGGGGAGACAGAAGUUUUGAAAAGCACCACAAGGAGGGAGAAUAGCGAUCAGCAUUGCUCUGAGGAAAGUAGUUUUUAUUUCUCUACAGCAAAAAACAAAGCAGAGCUCUUCAACCCAAUUUUACUUCCUGAUCUAGAAGUUAGGAUUACUAAUGUAUUUAUGCAAGGAUUCAGUCCUGCUGUUGAAUCCCUUGCAUUGAAAGAUAAUUUCUGCAAAUAUAGAACUGAAGCCAUAAAAUCAGAAAUAAAGGAGGAGGAGGAGGAAGUUCCACGAUUUGAAAUUCAUUCCCAGUGUUCUGGUGAAAAUUCACAUCAUGCAUCUGAAGGUGAAUUUGGUAAUGUAAGGCAAGAAUCAGGACUAGUGAGUAAAUCUGAAACCUCACUUUCUUUUGACUUGAGUCAUAAUACACACGUGAAUCAUGUGUCUGAAAAGCAAAACAAGGGACCUUUGCUUACUGAACCUUCUGAUGUCACAACAGUAAAUAACGAAAGCAGGCGUUCCUUUACAAAGUCAAAAACCGAUUGUAAUGAUACUAGAAGUAAAAAGGACACAGAAUCAAGAAUUAGCAAAAGAAAGCCACAUACACCUUUUAGGGACCAGAAUAUACCACGUAAAGAUUUAAGACAUCACGAAAUUUGUGGGAAGAGGGGGAGGCUAACCAGUCAGGACUCGUCGGAACGUUUUUCUUCGUUAUCCCAAGGACGAAUUGAAACCUUUUCACGGUCAGAAAAACACAUUAGGAGUGUCCUGGAUAUUCUAACUAGCGAAGCAUCUUUAUGCAAAAGCAGAUGUCUUUCCAGAAAACUUGACAGAGCUGUUCUUCACUUAAAAAAAGCUCAUAGAAGAGUUCACACGUCUUUGCAGCUUAUAGCUAAAGUGGGAGAAAAAAGAAAGGGCCCUUUACCAAAAGCAUAUGCAGUAAUAUGCAAUAAUUUCUGGGAAAGUUGUGACCUUCAAGGUUAUAGUUCUGUGUCUGAAAGAAGAUAUUACUCCACUAAGCAAUUUUUGUCAAAAAGAAAAUACGACAAACCUGGAAAGAACAGGGCUUUGGGAUUUGAAGUUGAUAAAUCAUUAACUCAUGUAUCAAACCACAAGUCUUAUAAAACAAGUGGCGAGAGAGUCACAAAUUGCCUUUCUAAGAAAAAUGUGUCCGGUGUCUCCAGAAGUCCCACCACUAUUCGCGUGAGAGGAUAUUGUGAUCGAGAGUAUCCUGAAUCACAGUUAGCCCUCUGUUCCACGGCCCAAAGUGCAAGUCAGUCAGCUUAUAGCACUAGCAGUUUGAGAAAUCCCAGAUCAUCAGAACUUCAGCCCUUUUCUAGAAAAACUGGGUGUCUCUCUUCCCCAGACUGCCCAGAUGAGAAACUAACUAAAAAAGAAAAUCAAAUCGAUGCAGAGUUUUUAUCUAACGUUAGUAAAUAUGAAAAGCUUAAGAACCAUUCAGCACAUGGUAAUAUUAAGGGUACAACAAAAGAAAACAAUUCUGAAGCUAAUGAAGUAAUAAGUAAAAGGAAUUCAGUAUCUUUAACUUGCAUAAAAGAAAGCAACGUAAAUUUUAACGUGGACAAAAAUUAUGAUGCAACUUGUAUAGCCCACACAAAGGUGAAAACUGAUAUAGUUAUUUCAGUCUUAGAAUCAAGUGUGACGCAUGUUUUUAACAUUGAUAUCGACAAGCCAAAAAGCCUUAUUUUAUCUGGUUAUACAAGAAACCUGGAAGUAAAUUUUCCUGUAGAAAAAUGGACACCUCCUAAUGAGAGCUCCAAACCAGGCAUUAUAACAGAAAACUUCCUUAUGGACCCAUUAAAUCUAACUCUGAUAAAAAGCAAAAAGUGUAACAGUAUUCCUCAAUUGUUAUCAGCCACUCUAGUGACAGACAGUGAGGGAGAAUCUUCACAAUCUUACCUGAAUAAACAGAGCAUUUUUGCUGUAGAUUCUUCAGCAAUGUCUACCAUUGUACCACACUGUCAACGAGGAUGUGCUGGAAAGCAGCUGCUAAAGACAGAACAUUGCUCUUCAAGUAAUUGCUUCCACAUAGACAGGAAUGGAACAAAUGUUAUUGAGAAUUCUGAGUUGGAUUUCACAUCAGUAACUGAAGAAAGUAAGGACAAUAUGAUGAAGAAACUAUUUUCCAAUGAUAGUUUUCUGCUCUUAAAAGAUAACAUAAAGGGUUCUUCUUCCCCAAAAUGUAUUGCAAAGAAAGACAUUCAGGACAGAAAAAUGUGGAAAGAUAAACAAGCAGAGAAAGCAAAAGAUUCAUUUCAUAAAAACAUGACUGAAGGAUCAAGUGUUAAGACUGAGUACAAAAAUCAAAAGAAUAAGACAUUAGAAGAAUCCGCCUACUUAAGUGAGAAAACAGUUAAAAACAACUUGAUUGAUUCUCAUUUAAGCAUUAAAGAUGCUACUGAGGCAGUCUCUUUGAGUAACACUGCUUCUAAUCAGCUUAACAAAAGAGAGAAAGAGGAGGGAAAAGUUAGUCAUGACUCUCAGUCUGACUCCACAAUGCACUCAGGAAGAGCCUGUAAUUCCAAACCAGGCAUUACAGGAAUGAAUCAUAUGCCUCUUCUACAUGCCCACUCUGAAACCUCCAGCGUCUCUCCUCCUCCGAAGAUGCCUACAUCAUACAUGAAUGAAUUAAAAGAAGAACAUUGCUCAACUAAUAAUUUGGCUUCUAUAGCUAAGAUAGCUCAAAUUUUGAAGAGGGCAGAUGAAGCAUCAUCUUUGCAGAUUCUACAGGAAGAAACUAAAGUUUGUCAAAAUAUUCUCCCUUUAUUUGUUGAAGCUUUUGAAAGAAAACAAGAAUGUUCAUUUAAACAAAUCUUGAUUUCAAGAGACCUGUUGGUAGAACAAAACCUGUGGAAUAACUGCAGACACAAAUUAAAACCAUGUGCUGUUGACUCCUUGGUAGAACUCCAAAUGAUGAUGGAAACUAUUCAGUUCAUUGAAAACAAAACAAGGCUCUUAGGAGGUGAGCCAACAUUCCGAAGCUUGCUUUGGUAUGAUGAGACAUUGUACAGUGAGCUGCUUGGCAGACCACGUGGGUUUCAACAACAAUCCAGUUUCUAUCCUGCUUUUCAAGGCAGGUUAAAAUAUCAUGCAUUCUGUGAGUUGCAAAACUAUCAUGAUCAGUUGGUUGAAGUGUUUGAAGAAACCAAAAGGGAAAACAGUUCAUACUACAUGUUCUUAAAAUACAAACGACAGAUUAAUGAGUGUGAGGCAAUAAUGAAACAUUGUUCUGAUUGCUUUGACUUUUCUCUUUCUGUUCCGUUUACCUGUGGAGUUAACUUUGGAGAUAGUUUAGGAGACCUAGAAUCCUUGAGAAAAAGUACAUUAAAUCUGAUCAGUAUGUAUGGGGACUCUCCCCAAAAUGAUUCCUGUCCAGGAAAACAAGACCAUCUAUGGAUUAUUAUAGAAAUGAUCUCCUCAAAAGUUAAUUUUAUCAAGAGCAAUGAGGCAGUAGGUAUUAAAAUAUCUCUUUAUGGUCUGGAACAUAUCUUUUUUGAUGCUGCAAAAAGUCUCGUUUGGAAAGAAAAGAGAGAGUCUUUCUGCAAAAAAUACUCAGGAAAGAACAGCAAAGAAAUACUACUCAAAAUGAAUCAACAUGCUUUUUCUAAGUUGCAGAAGAUAUGUGAUACGUUGUCUAAAGAUUUAAGCAGUGAACGCAUUUCCAGUACUGGGCUUGAGAAGACUAUGAUUGCUUCCAGAAAGUCAAAUGCUCUAGUAAACAAAGCAACAAUUAGCAUAGAAAACUCUAGGUUUAACAGUACUUUGCUUUCACAUCCAGAUAUCUGUUGUAUUAGUGAAAUAUUGGAUCAAGCUGAAUUUGCAGACUUUAAAAAACUACGGGAACUCACUUUGAGAUGUACCGAUCACUUAGAAAUUUUAAAAAAAUACUUUCAGUUGCUGCAAGAAGAUAACAUAGAUAAUAUUUUUAUCACACAAGAAAAUGUUUUGGACAUGGUGAAAAACCAGAACCAUGGGGCAGUAAUUUUAAAACCUGCGGCCAUUGAAACCUAUAUUGAAAUCGUCAUGCUCUCAGAAACAGUUCACUUUCUUAAAAACUCAAUGGCAAAGAAACUAGACAAACAGAGGUUUCGAGGUAUGCUUUGGUUUGAUUUGUCACUUCUUCCUGAACUGGUUCAGUGCCAAGAAAAAAUGACUUCUUUCUCAUUUCUUAAAGAUGAUUCAACAGAUUGUCUUUGGAAAGUGAUAGAGACUGCUAUUUCUGAACUUAAGAAAGAUCUGGAUAUUAUCUACAAAUAUAAUGAAGCUGUUAAUUGCUCCUAUGCUCUUCAUUUGCUCUCAAGAGAACUUGAAGAACUUUCAGAAAUAAAAAAACUUCUAAAGGAGUCUAAGUAUUCCGUUUCCACAUACAUUGACUUUGUGCCCUGUAUAGCAUCCAUAAAUUACGGAAGCACUGUGACAGAGUUAGAAUACAACUACAAUCAGUUUUCCACCCUGCUCAAAAAUGUAAUGGCUGUCCCUCGGAAGGACUUAGGGAAAAUGGCCCAUAUUACGAAAGUCAUGAAAACUAUUGAACAUAUGAAGAUAAUAUGUGCUAAAGAUGCUAAAUUAACCAUUUCCUUUAUCCUGUGCCAAAUGCGACAUAACAGAAAGAAGACUUUCCACCUGGAGAGAAAGGAAGAAAUGAAUAUUCAUGUAGAACCUAGGAAGAAUAUCAACAAGUCCAGUACUUGUGUGAAGGUGCCCUCAAUUUCAGAGUGCAUAAUGAAAAACGUUUCAAAUUCCUCUAAAAAACGGCCUUUCACUGUAGACAAAUGUGAAGACCCUCAGGAGCAAGAGGAAUAUACUACCGUUUCCAGUUGUAAAAAACAAAAGGUUAGCAUGAAAGAUGUCACAAAGAUCAACAGAGAAAAGGCAACAUUCAAGCAUCCAAGGACUAUGAGAUCUCAUCCCGAAAGUGAAAAUGAUAUAGGACCAAGUUCAUCUGACAAUCUGAAAAGAAACCAUGUCUCUCCAAAAAAAGUUGAAAUUCAGCGAUCACUACCUGGCUCACUUUUACCUUUAAAGAACCUAAAAGACACUUGUAUGUCAAAGUUAAAGGGCAAAAUAGAUUUAACUAAUAUUUCAUCUGCUACUUCAGAAGAUUUCAGUGGACAACAGGGAAACUUAAAUAACAUGAAGGAAAGAAAUGUAAAUUUUAGUGUUGCUGAAACAAAAAGUGAAGAUUGUUCUCCUUUGGCAAUUUUUGACCAAAAACGUGUAGAUGGCACAUUUUCAAAAGACCAGGAGAUACCUUCUCAGAAAUUUCUUAAGAAUUCCUCAGAUCCUGCAGAGAAAUCUUGUCCCUCAGACAUAAAACCAGAAACUGAUGCUUCUCUUCUGCCUAAUGCAUUAGUGCUCUCAAAGCCUAUUUUCUAUUUUGUGAGGAAUAUCGAUGCCAAUUUAGAAAUGAAUGACACUGACUUUGAACCUCAAGAUAAUGAAAUAUUAAAUUCAUCCAUUAAAAAUUCUACGUGCACCCGUUCUCCAGAACCCAUACGUAUCCAGAACAAAAUUCCUGUUCCAAAUAAAACACAACCUGCAAAAACUGAGUCAAAAGAAAAAUAUAGGAAGGGUACAUUGAGUUCCAAUACAACACCUGUUGAAGCAUCUGAGAACAUGACCCUUAAUGUGAAUCAAACAGUAGAAUACUCUUUUUCUGAACAAUAGAAUUCAAAAGUUUUAACUCAGAAUGCUGCCACAUAUUGGAAUGAAAUUCCACAGUCUGCAUGUGCCCCAGUAUAUAAUUCUUCUGAGCAGUCAUUUGGAACUUCAUAUCCUUACUUUGCUUGGUGUGUUUAUCGUUACAGCAGCAGCAAUGGCAGUUCCAUUACCCAGACAUACCAGGGAAUAACAUCCUAUGAAGUACAGCCACCUCCUUUCGGAAUGUUGACUGCAGUUACAAGUACUGUUCAAAAUACACAUUCUAAUCUGUUGUACUCUCAAUAUUUUGGUUACUUUGCUGGGGAACGACAAGCAAAUGACUUUGUGCCAGUGAGUGGACAUUUUCCAUCUCAAAUGCCUGUUUACAAUUUUCAGCAGCCAAUUUUUUCACAGUAUGUUUCCCAUCAAUCGGUCGCUGCAUACCCUUGCUCUCCUGAUUUGGGUGUGCUUCCAGAAGUUCCUUGGAUUCCAGUUCCAUGGUAUCAAGAAGCCUUUCAGCCAGGACAUUGA
This is a messenger RNA of Eubalaena glacialis (North Atlantic right whale), 9567 nucleotides long. It is a transcript of the gene TEX15, whose product is annotated as testis expressed 15, meiosis and synapsis associated. Gene Ontology annotation, cellular component: nucleus. Lineage: Eukaryota; Metazoa; Chordata; Mammalia; Artiodactyla; Balaenidae. The record is from RefSeq and is a predicted model, not a curated record. Gene Ontology annotation, biological process: male meiotic nuclear division; synaptonemal complex assembly; regulation of double-strand break repair via homologous recombination.